AUGCCAGCGCAAGAGUAUGGAAUCACCAGCAAAGAGACAGAAAAAAUUGUCUUGUCGAAGGUGUCGAUCACGAAAACAAAAACGAUGGGCGAGGCUGACAUUCCACUAGUGCAGCGAGACGCGGCCGUGCGAGAAUUGCACCCAAGCGAACAAAGGUAUACUCGAUCUCUCCAGGAAAGAGUUUCACAGCUUGAAGCUCAAUCGCUGGAUACAGCACAGGGUGACUCUCCAGUUGUACGACAUGGUGCUGCAAGGGGCUCAUGGAUUGGUGGCGAAGGCCUCGAACUGCAAACCAAUUCAGACUCAAUCCGCCACACACCCAGGAUAUGCACGCCUUCCCAACAGUCAGCUGAAGGUUUAUCCAGGCCAGAAACAGAAAUUACUCGCAAUCUCAUUCUCCCGACAUGUCCGACCUCCAAUGUUCCUUUUUCCUCCCUUCUCCGUCCCGAAGCAUCAGGUCAGCAACUGGUAGCUGGCGAUCAAUGCGGCCAUUCAUCCCUAUUGGUUAGCAUACUGGCUGCUCUUUCAAGCGGAAAUCCUUGUGGGAUAAAAUCACCUCAGAACGAUAGUCUUCGCGAUAUACGAAUUCAUUCAUCUGAGGCAGCUCAAUUAAACUCCCCGAGGCAUUCAAUCUGCCUUUCUGAUUCUGCGAGCAAUGCGCUCAUCGAGGUUUAUCUUCAAAGAGUCAAUCCACGAUAUCCCUUUCUUCAUGUUGAUACAUUUUUGGAAUGGUAUCAGUCAUGGAAAGCAUCCAGGAAAGCCGAGCCUACUGCAUAUCAGAGAGACCGAUGGAAAGACUUUUUCGUGGUGAUGGUGCAAGCCGUCAGUAUACUUCUGACUCCGCAAGUAUCUCAGAGUGAUAUUGCCGUUUCCCAACUGAAGACAUGCCAGGCAUUGUACAACACGGCGAUCAAUUUUCUACCAUUUGUUUUCGCAUAUUCUAGUCCAGUUUUGCAUGUGCAGGCUUAUCUAGUCUUGACUUUGCAUGCUCUUCAUUCUCCCUCGUCACAGAUGAUUGUGUCGAUGGUGUCAGCAACAAUGCGCCACUGUGCCAUCAAUCAGCUUCAUCUGGCCGAAACUGAGCCUAAUGUGCCGUUUCCAGCUUUCUCGCUCGAAAUACAGAUCCGCCGCAGGGUUUUCUGGUCUGCAUACGCGUUAGAUCGAUUGAUUAGCUGGAUCUAUCACAUUCCGAACAAUCUCAUUGAUGAGCAUAUCACUGUUGAGAUGUUCUCGAAUGUCGAAGACACCCAUCUGUAUUCAGAUACGACAAUAAUUGGCCAAGCUCAGGCAUCUGACUUGCCUCAAAGAACGCAUAUAUCCCCAGCUCUACAUCUUAUACGAUGCAGAUGUAUUCAAUCGCGAAUUAUUAGCACAAUGAUGCGAUCUGACUUCAACAAGAUCGAUGCCUCCCCCACAUGGAGACAGCAUAUGCUGCAAGAGCUAGAGUCUUGGAGAACCCAGAUACAAUUGCUUAGCCACAGAUCAUCCAGGGGUUAUUUGAGUGAUCGAUGGGUUGGCAUGGCAUACAAUUACACAAUUCUCUUGUUGCAUCAACCCACAAAAGAGAACGCGUCUGGCAUUUUCGGCGAGCGGUCGGUAAAAGCUAGUGUCCAAAUAAUGUUGACUUUCAGAGAGUUCCAGAAGGAUCGACAGACUGCCCAAUUGUGGCCUGGGCUUCUCAGUCAGUUUAAUGUUGGUGUCACUUUUCUAUAUUGCUUCUGGGCGACUCCGAUCUCCCAUCGAUCAACCGAAUACAGCUCUCCAGAGGUAUCUGAAGCAUUACGCGCCUGCUCAACGAGCCUAGCAAUUCUAUCUGAGCGUUGGGUUCAAGCCGAGCCCCUUCGCGACAUAUUCGACAUAUUGACCAAGGAAAUUCCUCUACACAGCGUGGAAUUGAUCCCACGGUGUCUAUCUGCGAAUGCAGUUACUCGUAUCAAAUCCCAAAUGGAUUGGUUAAGAGUCGUUGUCAAGAAUCGUGGAGUUUUGCGGAUGCUAGAUGAGAUGAUCAACGAAGAUUUUCCCUCCAGUCCUGUCGGAAUUUCCGACCAAGCGGUUGAUCAAGAAAGUGGGAUUCAGGAAAGUACCGAGCAUUUUUGUUCCGAGCAUUGCUCUUUGUUUCCGGGGACUGUGUUCCAUGAUCCGAUAACAAGCAUGGGGGGGAUUGGAAGGUGA
This is a messenger RNA of Penicillium waksmanii, 2172 nucleotides long. Its product is annotated as fungal specific transcription factor domain-containing protein. Gene Ontology annotation, biological process: DNA-templated transcription; positive regulation of transcription by RNA polymerase II. Bases 1 to 2172 code for a protein of 723 amino acids. Lineage: Eukaryota; Fungi; Ascomycota; Eurotiomycetes; Eurotiales; Aspergillaceae. Gene Ontology annotation, molecular function: sequence-specific DNA binding; zinc ion binding; DNA-binding transcription factor activity, RNA polymerase II-specific. The transcript has 7 exons. The record is from RefSeq and is a predicted model, not a curated record.